Messenger RNA from Alligator mississippiensis (American alligator), 2874 nucleotides. RefSeq names its product maestro heat-like repeat-containing protein family member 2B. Lineage: Eukaryota; Metazoa; Chordata; Crocodylia; Alligatoridae. The record is from RefSeq and is a predicted model, not a curated record. Bases 855 to 2822 code for a protein of 655 amino acids. Gene Ontology annotation, cellular component: cytoplasm. The transcript has 18 exons.
GCCCUGGCCCUUGGCACUGGGAUGCCCUGGUCAGAGAUGAGCUCCUUCCUUAAUCCUCCGUUGUUCUUCCCAUCAGAUCUGGAGCUGAGACACCUGCAGGGCUCAGGUCACAGGCUGCUCUCACUGCAGCUGGGGUCAGAGGGUUUGAAUGUGUUUGGUCCACUUGGAGAUUUGGACUUGAAAGACUUGGUGGUGGUGGUGGUGGUUGUGGGACAGCUAGCAGUGGCUGGGGGGAGUGCCAGGAGCUUGUCAGCUGCCAGGUCCAGCGGGGUUUGGAUUUCGGGUUCUAGGUUCAGAUCAUAUCUUAGCACCCACUUUCCCUUGGGGCUGGCAGUCAGUGUGACAGGGCUUUUCGUCCUCUCUUUCUUCUGCCAGCAAGGUGAAACCCUCACUAAAUCGGGAUGAAAACAGAAACAUCCUGGAUGACUGCUUAAAAUGCCUGCUGCCUCUUCCAGCUGUUCAGCAGCUGAGGGAAAAGAGUGAGACCUCUCAGGACUCUGUCCAAGUACAGGCACUGCACGAGUUGUCCAUGCAGGCCUUGGGCGAGCUCAUGAGGGGCCUCCUUGAAGAAGACCCCGCUGAGAAUUGGUUCAUGGAAAUGGUCCAUCUGCUUGAGCCAUGGAUCUUCUCUGACAAGGAGCGGGAGAGAGAGAGGGCCUUGCAGGCCAGCUCCCAGCUCCUUGUUGCCUAUCAGGAGACAGUCUAUUGCAGACUACAAGAGCCUUUGGAGCAGUUUGGGUCCCUGCUGGGGCUGCUGGCCCCAUACACUUGCAGCUAGCUGUCUUGCUGCAUCCCGCCUGUGGGCCGCCGACUGCAUUUUCUGCCUUCUGCAGCUACAAAGCCAGUCCAGGACAAUGGAUGCAGCAGAGGGGGAGCUGAGAGGUCUCCGGGAGGAGCUCAAAGCUGCCAGCCCUGAGGCUAUGCUGACAUCAUCCUGCCAAAUGGCGAAGGUCACUGGCAAAUUCUUGCCCUCCACCCAGGCCCUUGAUUUGGUGGGGACAAUAAUGGAUGGCAUGCUUUCUGCCAGCCCCACGUGUGCCACAGCAGCAGGCCACUGGUUCUGUGCAGUCCUGAGGGAGAAUGGAGAUGCCCUUCUGAAUGAGGUGCCAGACAUCCUGUCCACUAUCUUUAUACGGAUGCCAACAAUGCAGGAGAGGUCCAUGCGAGGCUUCCUGUUAGAAGGCGUUGGCAUUCUUGCCAUGUUUCACCUAGAGGCAGUGAUCACCAGCCUCCUUGCCAAGCCUCUGCCAAUGGACAGUUGCAGUGACACCUCUGAGCUCUGGAGGGCCUUGGGGAGGGAUGAUGUCUCCACCCUCCAUAUACUCGGUUUGCUUCUGGAGAAGAUCCAAUAUCCAGCUGGCACAGAGGGUAGCCCAUCUGAGGGCACUGCAGCCCUGGGACCUCUCGCAGCAACAUGUGCAUCUCUGGAGAUGCUGACUACCAUGCACUCCAGCUCAGUCCUGAGGGAGCUACUCCCCGAGCUCCUGUGUGCUCUCCUAGAGCAAGUUGGCCACACCGUGGGGCAGGACAUGCCGAUGCCCACAGCAAGCAUCCGGCGGAGGCAGCUGCAAAAGGGGCAGGUGUGCACAGUGGGCAACCCUUGCAGGCUUUCUAUGGAGACCCUGGCCUGCACUAUAUCAAAGGGCCUGGGGGAGAGAGUGGCUGCAGACCUUUCCAAAGCAGGAACCUGGCCACUACUUGAGAGCCCUCAGACACACCACGAGGGGGUGUGCCAGCUGGCCAGGACUCUUCUCCCACUGGGAAUAAUAACGCCCCAAUUUAUAGGGCAGGUCUUGAAGUGGGCCAGUUCCCCAACGGAAAAUCUCCGUGUGACUGGUACGGCCUUCAUCAGCCAGCUUAUGUGUGACCCAGUCCUUGAAGAUGAAAAGCUCCUGAAGGCAGUCCUUUCUUUACUUCAGCAGCGAGCCAGGGACACAAAUAACCUUGUCCAACAAAUGGCAGCCAGAGGACUAGGCAACACCGUGUACGGUGCCCCUGAGCAGCUAAAAACCCACCAGAAGGCCGUCGUGGAGACCCUGUUCCAGGCAUCAUUUGUUCCUGCCAGGCCUGAGAUCAGGGAGGAGGGCAUGCGGGCACUCACCCACAUCUUUAAACAUCUGGGGACGGAUGCGGGGCCCCUGGUUGAGGAUGCAGCUAUGCACAUCAGGCCCUUUUUUAACCAUGACAACGACGGUCUUCGCGCCGUGGCUUUCUCCCUCUUCGGCGCCCUGGCAGGCUGCAUGAAAAGAAGGCAAGCCUUUUAUAAAAUCCAGGUGAGGCAGAGCCUGGGAACACUCCUGCUUCACCUGGAGGACCCCAACCCGCAGGUGGCCAAGGAGUGCAGAACAACGCUGGGCCUGUGCUGCCCUUACCUGGGCUUAAGGAGGGUCCAGGCAGCCCUGGCCUUCCAUACCCAGGGGUCAGAGCAGGGGAAGCAGGAACAGCUGCUGAGGGAUGUCUGCAGGCAUUUGGCCAGAGAAAAACCUGCUCUUUUGGAGGGUCUCUGCCAGGCAGCCCAGGGACACUAUUCAAGCUCGUGGCCAGAAAUUCAGAUGGCAGCCAUCCAAUUUACAGGUAUCCUUCUGGAGUAUGCUGCCCCCAGGAGUGCCGGACAGAUAAAGGUUGCACGCCUGCUGAGCUCUCUGCAAACUCUGGGACAGGACACCUCCCAGGAGGUCCAAGAUGUGGCCACUCAGGUUGCAGAGGCUAUUUCUAAAAGCCCUUGGGGCAGCAUAUUGCAAGAAGAGGAAAACCAUGGGCAUACCCUUCCCUAUAUCACUUCAUUGCUCUGUUUUGGGUGCCUGAGGCCCCGUUCCAUUUAAAAGCAAGCUCCUGAAUUUGUGUAUGUUCAAAAAUAAAUUAUGUUCUGCGUUC